AUGUCGGCCGUCGACUCCGAAUCGAGGCUGUCCGACAAGGACGAGUCGCAGCUGUCGGCUCCUCCUCCUCUCAGCGACCUGGACAGCUCCGACAGCGCCAGCGACAGUGGCAGUGACAGCGAGCCGGCAUCGUCCAGGCGGGAGCCCGAGCCUGUAGAAUGGCUCGCCACCUCGCGGUCGCGGCGGUCCACGGCCGGCAACCGCAUGAAGUCGAUGCUGGCCAACGAGGAGCCCGACUCGGACCUCGAGCUGCUGUUCGCCGAGUCCGACAAUGACCAGGGCUUUUCUGACGCCGGCGACGACGCCUCCGACGUCCAGAUGGACUCGUCGUCCGACGACGAAGACGACAACAAUGCUGCCGCCGACGAGCUCGAGGGCGAGCGGGAACUCGAGCGCCAGGCUCGCGAGCGGCGCGCGGCCCAGCGGAAGCGAAAGGCGCAGGACGGCAUCCCGGCCAAGUUCAGGAAGCGAGUGCGCAUCAACACCAACACGGACACGUCGACGCCCGCGCCCGCGCCCCGGCCCAAGAAGAAGUCAGAGCGCGCGUCUUGGCUGCCGUCGCCGGCCGACCUGCCCACCCGGGCGUCGUCGCGCAAGACGACGCGCAUGUCCAAGGAGCAGCUGCACCAGCAGAUGAUUGAGCGCGAGGAGCGACGGCUGCGGCAGCUGGAGCUGAUGCAGAAGAAGGCCGCCAGGAUGGAGGCGCUCAAGAAGCCGCCCAUGACGCAGGAGGACCGGCUUCGCGAGGCCGCCAUCGUGGAGAAGCGCAACAGCAAGAGCCUCAACCGCUGGGAGGUGGCCGAGAAGCAGAGGGAGGAGGAGCGGAGGGCCAAGCUGGCGGCUCUUAGCCAGAGGACGCUGCAGGGCCCGGUGCUCACCUUCUGGACGGGGCUGGGCGAGGCGCGGCGCGUCGUCAUUGAGGAGGAGAAGCCCAAGAGGAGGCGGAGUCCCGUCACUGACCCAGCCUUGGCCUCUGCAGAACCGUCACCCACGCCAAACUGCAUCAUCACAAACCUACCAGCCCGUUACCGCGACCCAAAGACCGGGCUGCCGUACCACAACGUUGCCGCGUACCGGGAGCUCCAGCGUCUCCAGCGCGGGGAGCUGAGCUGGAGCCGCAUCCUCAACGCCUGG
Trichoderma citrinoviride is the source of this 1134-nucleotide messenger RNA. RefSeq lists its product as hypothetical. Gene Ontology annotation, cellular component: nucleus. The record is from RefSeq and is a predicted model, not a curated record. Gene Ontology annotation, biological process: regulation of DNA-templated transcription; chromatin remodeling. The transcript is spliced from 2 exons. NCBI's taxonomy places the organism in Eukaryota, Fungi, Ascomycota, Sordariomycetes, Hypocreales, Hypocreaceae. Gene Ontology annotation, molecular function: ATP-dependent H2AZ histone chaperone activity. The annotation marks the transcript as partial.